GUCGUGGUGCUUGGGCGGUCGCCACCUAAAGGACUUCGGUGGGGCAGCCUCGGGGGCAGCUUGUCUCCGGCCUCGCUGCCAGCCUGCUCUUCGCGGAUCGCGGGCCUCAGCGUAGGGUGUGCGUGCGGGCGGGUGCCUGGGCCGCCUUGGGGCCUGGGCCCAGCCGCAGAGGGGCCGCGAGAUGCAGCCGCCGGGCCCGCCCCCGGCGUAUUCCCCUACGAACGGGGACUUCACCUUUGUCUCUUCGGCAGACGCGGAAGAUCUCAGUGGUUCAAUAGCAUCCCCAGAUGUCAAAUUAAACCUUGGUGGAGAUUUUAUUAAAGAAUCUACAGCUACUACAUUUCUGAGACAAAGAGGAUAUGGCUGGCUUUUGGAAGUUGAAGAUGAUGAUCCUGAAGAUAACAAGCCACUCUUGGAGGAACUGGAUAUCGAUCUAAAGGAUAUUUACUACAAAAUCCGGUGUGUUUUGAUGCCAAUGCCAUCACUUGGUUUUAACAGACAAGUGGUGAGGGACAAUCCUGACUUUUGGGGUCCUCUGGCUGUUGUUCUUUUCUUUUCCAUGAUAUCAUUGUAUGGACAAUUUAGGGUGGUCUCAUGGAUUAUAACCAUUUGGAUAUUUGGUUCCCUAACAAUUUUCUUACUGGCCAGAGUUCUUGGUGGAGAAGUUGCAUAUGGCCAAGUUCUUGGAGUUAUAGGAUAUUCACUACUUCCUCUCAUUGUAAUAGCCCCUAUACUUCUGGUGGUUGGAUCAUUCGAAGUGGUAUCUACACUUAUAAAACUGUUUGGUGUGUUUUGGGCUGCCUACAGUGCUGCUUCAUUGUUAGUGGGUGAAGAAUUCAAGACCAAAAAGCCUCUCCUGAUUUAUCCUAUCUUUUUACUAUACAUUUAUUUUUUGUCCUUAUAUACUGGGGUGUGAUUUAAGUCAUAUAUGAGUAGAAAAGGCAAUGUUACAUUUGUGUGUAGUAGGGGAAUUCUUGCUGAGGUGAUUGAAGAAAACCUGUUGAUGGUAAAAUUUUACAUGUUCUACAUGAAAGGCAGUUUUGAGGUCUUUUUAAAACCAUAUUUUUUGUAUUUAAUUAAGCGUUUGCAGUUUUCUGGAUUUUGGGGGGUCAGAAUUCCCAAUUCUGUUUGAUUCUUCAUAUUCCAGUGAAUAAAAUAUAAAAGCAUUGUGUUUUUAAAAUUGUGUCAAUAUUCACCUAAAAACUUGUGCCAAAAGCACCUGGAAUGGUAAUUAUAUUUCAUUCAAAGGGUAAAUAUGGCAACAUCCUGAUAAUCUAAAAGUGCAAUUUUUUUUUCUUUAAAGGGUUUUCUCCUGCAUCACAGAUCCUGUAGAUAUAUAUUUAUAUUUAUACAUAUAUAUUUAUGAAAUAAUUCUUAUUAUUCACAAAAUAUAUUUCUGAAUAGCCUAAAAGUUAAGAUAUUUUAAAUCUGAUGCUUAACCAUUCUUUAAUUUGGCCAUUAAUCUUUUUAUUUAUAAAUUUAAAUUUGUUUUUUGAAUUGUAUAUACUUUAAAAGUCUCAUAUGUGCUUCAGUAUGUCCUUAUUAAGAAGUCUAACUAAAACUAAUUUUAACAGUUGCUGAAGUAGGUUUGCUUGGUUAUGCUUUGAAAAAACUUUUUUGAAUGACUGUCUGAUUUCAGUUUCUGUUCAUCUUUCUGACCAAAGGAACAGAAGUUUAAUGGAUAUGGCAUUAUUAUAAUUGUUAAUAUGUAGAAAAAUACUAAUAUUUAUAGCAUCAGUAAAUAUUUUUAAGUGGUACUCCUAAGUUAUAAAAGUUGCUGGAAAGAGACCUUUAAAAUCUUGUGGUCCUGAACAAUGUUAAAUGAAGUAGAAAAAAAUAAAAUGCUUCCCAGCUG
This is a messenger RNA of Enhydra lutris kenyoni (northern sea otter), 1855 nucleotides long. RefSeq names its product Yip1 domain family member 4. The coding region runs from base 182 to 916 and encodes 244 amino acids. The transcript has 6 exons. Gene Ontology annotation, biological process: endoplasmic reticulum to Golgi vesicle-mediated transport; vesicle fusion with Golgi apparatus. NCBI's taxonomy places the organism in Eukaryota, Metazoa, Chordata, Mammalia, Carnivora, Mustelidae. Gene Ontology annotation, cellular component: membrane; trans-Golgi network. The record is from RefSeq and is a predicted model, not a curated record.